CACCAGAUGGCGCUGUGGCUGGACCUUUCACAGAUACUGUAGCUGCCACAGAGGAAAGUCAGCAACAGGGGAGACAACUCACUACAACAUCAACACCAGUAGGUGCUGCGGCUAGACCUUACACAGAUAAUGUAGCUGCCACAGAGGAAAGUCAGCAACAGGGGAGACAACUAACUACAACAUCAACACCAGAUGGUGCUGUGGCUAGACCUUUCACAGAUACUGUAGCUGCCACAGAGGAAAGUCAGCAGCAGGGGGCACAGUCCAUUUCCACAACCACCCACAACUACUUUGGUUCUACAGUUUCACAUUAUGACCUGUCCAACUCCUCUAACGUGGCAAUGGAGGAUGGCAGACAUCAAGGCUGUAUAUCUCAAGAGUGUCUCAGUGUUAGGAUCAACCAGCUCAGUGAUAUGUUUGUGGAAACCCAUGCUCUUGACAAAGCAAAAGAACUUCUGAAAAGACACAACCACGUGGCCAUCUGCGGAGCCCCUGGAGACGGGAAAACUAGUGCUGCUCUCAGGAUCUGUGAAGCGUAUAUGAAGAAAAAGUAUCAAGUAUUGUUUGUUGAAAGUAUUGAAGAGUUUGACAGUGAUGUCGUCAUUAAGCGAAAGUGUGACAUGCUGGUUGUGUUUGACGAUGUCUUUGGCUCUGUUGCAUUUCCAAGCAGCUUGGAGAAGAUACACAAAAUGUUCAAUGCCUUGGUUGAUGUUUUACUGCGCUUUACAAGAGACAAGGAACUGAAAGCCAAGGAAAAACAACCCCAGAAGAAAAUUAACGAAAGAAGGAAGAAGGAAGAUGAGAAGCAAUGUGAAGAUGAAAAGACACCAGUGUGUAACUACAAGCUUCGCUUUAUAUUCACAUCCAGAAGCUACAACUGGAAUGAAGGAUGUGCACGACUGCAUCAGUUCAAAGUAAAUCUGUUUAAGCCGGAAACCAUUGUUGAUAUGGUCAAGACUUGUUUAACCACAGAAGAAAAGAAACAUAUUCUGACAUUGUUCAGGAAAUGCCAAAUGUGCGAUAUCUCCAAUAAGGACAUGAAAACCAUUACUCAGUUGCAAGACAGCAGGUUUGGCUUUCCUCUGAUCUGUAAACUGUAUUGUACCAACCCAGCCUUCCAGAUGCACAACAUAAUUGACUUCUUUCAGAACCCUGUGACCUACCUGAGAGGUGACCUUGACACCAUUGUCCGUGAAGGCAGCAGCAAGUCGGCAGCUCUAGUUCUCCUCGUCCUGUGUGGAGGGAAAUUGAACCUUGCCUCUUUUAAGGGGAAGGAGAAGAAUCUCACUGAUCUGUUUCAGGCUGUAAAGGAGGAUGUCGUGUCUUGCACUCGGACAGACAUUGGCAGGGAGAUCAGCAACUUUACUGGCACCUACUGUACGGUGGAGAAUCAUGUAGCCUCCUUCUCUCAUCCAUCCAUCUACGAUGCUGCAGCAUGUGCCUUGGGGAAUCUCAAUGAAGAUUUGUUACUGGAACAUUGUUCCCUGCAGUUUUUAUAUGAAAGAGUGAGGCUGAACAAGGAUGAUCACCAGCAGACAACCCACACUGAUGAUGUCACAAACAUGAUCUACAUCACCUCAAGUCUCCACCCGUUAGUGAUCAGCAGAUUGGUGGAGGGUGUCCGAGAAGGAUGCUUCAGAUGGACAGUAGGCCACCCUGUAUUCAGAAGUGCUCAAAUAUUCUCCGACUUCUUGACACAGAUGACGGCAGACUUGCAAGAUGUUGUUCACAGGAAGGAUAAGAGCUCAGGUGAAUGUUUUCUGUAUUGGGUUUCACUGUCAACUAACCAUUCACUGUUUGAACGCUCAGUGUCACUGAUGAGUAGCGAGAGAAGCCUUUCACAUUCUGUACUCGCUGACUUCUAUGAGAGUAUCAUAGGCUGUACACAACAUGGCAAUGUCAGGCAUCUUAAACAUAUUGCUGCUGUACUCAAACAACAUGGGGAAUACGAUGUAGACAAUAGGACAAAUGGAGUGAGGACUCCGCUGAUGAUUGCUGCGGAGGCAGGACAGUUGGGUGUGUUCAACUUCCUCCUCCAAGAGGGAGCUGAUGUUUCAGCAACAGACACAUAUCGUUACAACUGUCUUCAUCUUUCAUGUAAAUCAGGAAGCAAAGAUAUUGUAAAUGUUAUUAUUAAACAGUUUCAAUAUCUGAUCAAUCACCGCGAUUGUAUAGGGAACACACCUGUUAUAGUGUGUGCUACGUCAGGGCAGGUUGAAAUCCUCAAGUGUCUUGUUUCACACAAAGCAGAUCUUACUCUCAGGAAUGUUUUCAGGAAUGUGAACGCUUUCCACAUAGCAUGUAUCAACGACCAUGUAUCGGUUGUAGAGUAUCUGCUGACAUGUGAACACAUAACCAUAGACAUGCGAGGAGGAUGGGAGGAUCAAACAGCAGUCAUGAUGGCAGCUGAAAAAGGACACUGUGAUGUUUAUAAUCUUCUUGUGUUGGAGGGAGCUGAUCUGUCACUUAUUGAUAGAAACAACAUGGACUGCCUGAUGUUGGCAUGUAAGGGAGGUAAUUCGACUAUGGUGAAACACUUCCUGUCCUUGAAAACAUUUGACAUCAACAGACGACGGGGGUCAGGGAAACAAACAGCAGUUAUGUUGGCAGCUGAAAGAGGACACUCUGAUGUUUUUAAUCUUCUUGUGUUGGAGGGAGCUGAUCUGUCACUUACUGAUGAAGAAAACAGGAACUGCCUGAUGUUGGCAUGUGAGGGAGGUAACGUGUCUAUGGUGAAACACCUCCUGUCCUUGAAAACAUUUGACUUCAACAGACGAAGGUGGUGGUCUAAACAAACAGCAGUUAUGAUGGCAGCUGAAAGAGGACACUUUGAAAUUUAUGAUCUUCUGGUGUUGGAGGGAGCUGAUCUGUCACUAACUGAUGUAUACAACAGGGACUGCCUGAUGUUUGCAUGUGAUGGAGGUAACGUCUCUAUAGUGAAACACCUCCUGUCCUUGAAAAAAAUUGACAUCAACAGACGAGGGGGGUCACAGAAACAAACAGCAGUUAUGAUGGCAGCUGAAAGAGGACACUGUGAUGUUUAUAAUCUUCUGGUGUUGGAGGGAGCUGAUCUGUCACUAACUGAUGUAUACAACAGGGAUUGCCUGAUGUUGGCAUGUAAUGGAGGUAACGUGUCUAUAGUGAAACACCUCCUGUCCUUGAAAACAUUUGACAUCAACAGACGAGGGGGGUGGUCCAAACAAACAGCAGUUAUGAUGGCAGCUGAAGGAAGACACUAUGAAGUUUAUUAUCUUCUUGUGUUGGAGGGAGCUGAUCUGUCACUAACUGAUGUAAACAACAGGGACUGCCUGAUGUUGGCAUGUCAUGGAGGUAACGUGUCUAUAGUGAAAUACCUCUUGUCCUUGAAAUCAUUUGACAUCAACAGACGAGUGGGGUGGUCUAAACAAACAGCAGUUAUGAUGGCAGCUGAAAGAGGACACUCUGCAGUUUAUGAUCUUCUUGUGUUGAAGGAGGCUGAUCUGUCACUAACUGAUGUAAACAACAGGGACUGCCUGAUGUUGGCAUGUGAGGGAGGUAACGUGUCUACAGUGAAACACCUCCUGUCCUUGAAAACAUUUGACAUCAACAGACGAGGGGGGUCACGGAAACGGAAACUAACAGCACUUAUGAUGGCAGUUGAAAGAAGUCACUAUGAUGUUUAUAAUCUUCUUGUGUUGGAGGGAGCUGAUCUGUCACUAACUGAUGAAGAAAACAGGGACUGCCUGAUGUUGGCAUGUGAGGGAGGUAACGUCUCUAUAGUGAAACACCUCCUGUCCUUGAAAACAUUUGAUAUCAACAGACGAGGGGGGUCACAGAAACAAACAACAGUUAUGAUGGCAGCUGAAAGAGGACACUCUGAUGUUUAUAAUCUUCUUGUGUUGGAGGGAGCUGAUCUGUCACUUAUUGAUAGAAACAACAUGGACUGCCUGAUGUUGGCAUGUAAGGGAGGUAAUUCGACUAUGGUGAAACACUUCCUGUCCUUGAAAACAUUUGACAUCAACAGACGAGGGGAUUGGUCUAAACAAACAGCAGUUAUGAUGGCAGCUGAAAGAGGACACUCUGAUGUUUAUGAUCUUCUUGUGUUGGAGGGAGCUGAUCUGUCACUUACUGAUGAUGAGAACAACGACUGCCUGAUGUUGGCAUGUAAGGGAGGUAAUUCGACUUUGGUGAAACACCUCCUGUCCUUGAAAACAUUUGACAUCAACAGACGAGAGGAGUGGCGGCAACACACAGCAGUUAUGAUGGCAGCUGAAAGAGGAGACAGUAAUCUUUAUGAUCUUCUUGUUUUGGAGGGAGCUGAUCUGUAACUAACUGAUGAAAACAACAUGGACUGCCUGAUGUUGGCAUGUGAGGGAGGUAACGUGUCUAUAGUGAAACACCUCCUGUCCUUGAAAACAUUUGACAUCAACAAACGAGGAGGGAGGUGGAAUAAAACAGCAGUUAUGAUGGCAGCUGAAGGAGGACAUAAUGAUGUUUAUGAUCUUCUUAUGUUUGAGGCAGCUGAACUGUCAGCUGAUGAGGAAAACACGGACUGCCUGAUGUUGGGAAUUCUUGGAGCUGCCGAGUCAAAAUUCAAACACAUCCUGUCCUUGUAAACAUUUGACAUCAACAGACGAGGGGGGUCACGGGUACAAACAGCAGUUAUGAUAGCAGCUGAAAGAGGACACUCUGAUGUUUAUAAUCUUCUUGUGUUGGAGGGAGCUGAUAUGUCACUAACAGGCAUGUGAGGAAGGUAAUGUGUCUAUAGUGAAACACCUCCUGUCCUUGAAAACAUUUGACAUCACCAGACGAGGGGGGUGGUCUAAACAAACAGCAGUUAUAACUGCAACUGAAAGAAGACACUCUGAUGUUUAUGAUCUGCUUGUGUUGGAGGG
This is a messenger RNA of Haliotis rufescens (red abalone), 4874 nucleotides long. Its product is annotated as ankyrin repeat and KH domain-containing protein mask-like. The record is from RefSeq and is a predicted model, not a curated record. The transcript is spliced from 3 exons. NCBI's taxonomy places the organism in Eukaryota, Metazoa, Mollusca, Gastropoda, Lepetellida, Haliotidae. Bases 342 to 4307 code for a protein of 1321 amino acids. Gene Ontology annotation, molecular function: protein binding.